Molecule: messenger RNA, 1466 nt
Organism: Cicer arietinum (chickpea)
Lineage: Eukaryota; Viridiplantae; Streptophyta; Magnoliopsida; Fabales; Fabaceae
Source: RefSeq, a predicted model, not a curated record
UUAGAGCAACGUGUGAAGUGUUGUAAAAGAGGUACCCUUUUAAGAGUGUCUUCUGUUGCUAUAGGCUGCUACUGUGGACACUUUGAGUAGUCUUGAAAUGUCAGAGUUAUUGCAGCAUUCUUUGAGAAAAUUCACUUGCACUCCAAACAAAGCACCAACAAGAAGAGGAAUUGCUGCAAGAGAAUAUAAGCAUUUGAGACCUUGUCGGUGUGUGACUACGCAGGAGGAUAACUGGCGCGUUGUGGUCAGUAAUGGGAAGGAUUCGUUGGAUAUAUGCCGGGUUGUGAAUGGAAUGUGGCAAACUAGUGGUGGAUGGGGCAGAAUUGAUAGGGAUGAGGCUGUUAGUGCUAUGCUUAAAUACACUGAUGCUGGACUCACCACUUUUGAUAUGGCUGAUAUAUAUGGGCCAGCUGAAGAUUUAUAUGGGAUUUUCAUCAAUCGAGUUCGUCGUGAGCGUCCACCAGAAUUCUUGGAAAAGGUCAGAGGUCUCACUAAGUGGGUGCCACCGCCAGUUAAGAUGACAAGUAGCUUCGUAAGAGACAAUAUUAAUGUGUCAAGGAAGAGAAUGGAUGUGGAUUCCUUGGACAUGCUUCAGUUCCACUGGUGGGAUUAUUCAAAUUCAGGAUACCUUGAUGCACUGAAACACCUUGCUGACUUGAAAGGAGAAGGUAAAAUCAAGACUUUGGCUCUAACAAAUUUUGAUACUGAGAGAUUACAAAUUAUUCUUGAAAAUGAGAUUCCCAUUGUGAGCAAUCAGGUACAACAUUCACUUGUUGAUAUGCGUCCACAACAGAGAAUGGCAGAGCUUUGUCAGCUUACAGGAGUCAAACUUAUAACGUAUGGGACAGUGAUGGGCGGUCUUUUGUCUGAGAAGUUCCUUGAUGCCAACAUCAACAUUCCUUUUGCUGGACCAGCAAUAAACACUCCCUCCCUCCAAAAAUACAAAAGGAUGGUGGAUGCUUGGGGAGGUUGGAGUUUGUUCCAAGUACUUCUUCGAACUCUUAAACAAGUAGCUUCUAAACAUGGUGUUUCCAUUGCAACAGUUGCUGUGAAGUAUAUACUAGACCAGCCUGCUGUAGCAGGAUCAAUGGUUGGUGUUAGACUUGGAUUGUCAGAACAUAUUAAAGACUCAAAUGCUAUCUUUUCACUUGUUCUUGAUGAAGACGAUGUGAGCAGCAUAAGAGAAGCAUCUGGGAAAGGAAAGGAUCUUCUUAAAGUGAUUGGUGAUUGUGGAGAUGAGUAUAGGCGUGCAUGAGUAAUACUAAUUGCUAUAUCAACUUGUUGAUUGUUUACAUGUAUACAAGACAGGACAAGUGAUGACGAAAUGAAAAUAGGAAUUAAAAGAAGAGAAAUUAUUCACUCCUAAUUUUGUCUCAGUAGAAGGACUACUUGUAUGUAAUACUAUCAUAUGUUACUCUGUCAGAGUCAAAAAACAAAAGAAAGGAAAAGAGAAAUUACUCAUGCUA